Molecule: messenger RNA, 780 nt
Organism: Nakaseomyces glabratus
Lineage: Eukaryota; Fungi; Ascomycota; Saccharomycetes; Saccharomycetales; Saccharomycetaceae
Gene: TOS8
Product: Tos8p
Biological process (GO): regulation of transcription by RNA polymerase II
Molecular function (GO): RNA polymerase II cis-regulatory region sequence-specific DNA binding
Source: RefSeq, a predicted model, not a curated record
AUGGAAUCAGUACAAACGACGUUGCCUUCCAUUAGGUCGAUUAUUGAUUCAUUGUCCAAAGAUACCGAGACCACUGGUGGCCGUGGUGUCUACGAUUCAAACCCUAGAAAUGUCAACUACACUGACUACAACAGACAGCAAAACCGUUUGAAUCUUUUGGAUUAUCAGUCUUUGAAAGAUGUGCCUGUUAAAAGCAGCUAUUCCUGGGGUGCUCUGCCACACGAAUUUAAAGUCACAAAACCAUACCACAGAAGUGGUAAAGUAAAUUUGGUUAUAAGGCGAGAAGAAUCACAGCCGCUAUCACCUCCAUACUCGCCAAAUGGAUCCAUUGGAUUGAGUGCGGCUAUACCGAUGAAGUUAUGUAGUAGCACUUCGAGUAGUGUGUCCACUACAAGUACGACUACGUUAACUUCCGUGAAUAGCCCACCUUCCAGUGUAUCUUCGUCACCUUCUGCCUCUUCCCCAGAGGUUGGUCAAGGCGCAGUCAAGAAGAGAGCGAACUUGCCAAAGGAGACUGUAAAAAUCUUAAAUGAGUGGUUGUAUGAUCACAUCAAUAACCCUUAUCCUACACCCCAAGAAAAGAUGGAGCUCUCCUUGAAGACUGGCUUGACCAAAAUUCAACUAUCCAACUGGUUCAUAAAUGUCAGAAGAAGGAAAGUCUUUGCUGAUUAUUAUGAUAUAACCAACCAAAAAAGAAUUGUAUCAGCUGGGGUUGUGAAGAAACAACUGCCCGAUGCUUCAAAGAGAAGAACAGCUAUGGAUAGAGUACAUUCUUCUUGA